Molecule: messenger RNA, 3447 nt
Organism: Setaria italica (foxtail millet)
Lineage: Eukaryota; Viridiplantae; Streptophyta; Magnoliopsida; Poales; Poaceae
Product: 4-alpha-glucanotransferase DPE2
Exons: 23
Coding region: 327-3176 (949 amino acids)
Biological process (GO): carbohydrate metabolic process
Molecular function (GO): 4-alpha-glucanotransferase activity; starch binding
Source: RefSeq, a predicted model, not a curated record
AAUCGGGAAGCGUUCCUUCCGCCCCGGAUCCACCACCAAGGGAGGGAGGAGAAGCCUCCGUCACUGCAGUUGCAGGCGACGCUUUCCCAGGCUCGCCACCACCUGCGCUCCCCCGUCGUAAACGUCGCCAUCGCCUCCACCCCCUCGCGUCGCCUUCUAUCUUCUUCUCUCCUUUUCUUCCUUGGAACAAAAAAAUCGCCUUCUAUAUUUGGGGGAGAAGAGAGCCUUUGCCGCUCUCUCACUCGCGCUGUCUCGUAUCUCCUCGGUUGCUCAUUCCCUGCUCGUUUGUCGCCAUUGUCGCACCUCGUGCGCUGCUCUGUGAAGACAUGGCGAGCUCGGGGCCAACGUCUGGAAAGAAAUCUCUAAAUAAGGUGACUUUGCUGUUCAAAUUACCAUAUUACACACAAUGGGGGCAGAGCCUUCUGAUUGCUGGCUCGGAACCGGCACUGGGAUCGUGGAAUGUCAAGCAAGGACUGUCUCUGAGUCCAGUUCAUCAGGAUAAUGAGCUAUUCUGGUGUGGAAGAGUGUCUGUUGCUGCUGGCUUCACCUCUGAGUACAAAUACUAUCUAGUGGAUGACAACAAGAAUGUCUUGAGAUGGGAGGCUGGGGAGAAAAGGAAACUAGUCCUGCCAGAGGGCGUUCAGGAUGGAGAUGUAAUUGAAAUCCGUGACUGGUGGCAGGAUGCUUCUGAUGCUCUUUUCCUUAGAAGCGCAUUCAAGAAUGUCAUUUUCAAUGAUACUGAAGGUGUUAAAAAAGAAUUGCAGUCGGUGUCCCUCAACAAAAGUUUGGAUUCUGAAGAUAUCGUUGUCCAGUUCGUAAUUAGCUGUCCUCGACUUGUAUCUGGCUCUACUGUCGUCGUCACUGGAAGUAAUCCUCAAUUAGGAAGAUGGCAAGCUCAAGAUGGUCUCAAGCUGAGCUAUGUUGGAGAUUCCAUAUGGAAAGCAAACUGUGUUUUGAGGAAGUCUGAGUUCCCUGUAAAAUACAAAUAUUGUCAAAUCAGUCAAGCAGGAAACCCUUCAUUGGAGCUAGGUCCAAACAGGGAGGUUGAUAUUGAUUUAUCAUCGCCCAAGCAAUCCAGAUAUGUCGUGUUAUCAGAUGGUGCCCUCAGGGAUGCACCAUGGAGGGGUGCAGGUGUUGCCGUACCUGUGUUUUCAAUCAGAUCAGAUGAGGACCUUGGUGUUGGAGAAUUUCUAGAUCUUAAACUCCUUGUUGACUGGGCAGUCAAUUCAGGCUUCCAUCUUGUCCAGCUCCUUCCGAUCAAUGAUACUUCAGUCCAUGGGAUGUGGUGGGAUUCGUAUCCAUACAGCUCGCUCUCUGUGUUUGCGUUGCACCCCUUGUACCUAAGAGUACAAGCACUUUCAGAUUCAAUUCCAGCGGAUGUUAAGGAAGAAAUUCAGCAGGCAAAGAAGCAUUUGGACAAAAAGGACGUUGACUAUGAGGCAACGCUGUCUACAAAAAUGUCGAUUGCUAAGAAAAUAUUCAAUUUAGAAAAGGACAAAGUGCUAAACUCCAGUUCUUUCAAGCAGUUCUUAUCUGAAAACGAGGAAUGGUUGAAACCAUAUGCGGCAUUUUGCUUUUUGCGGGACUUUUUUGAGACAUCUGAUCACAGCCAAUGGGGUCGGUUUUCUGAGUUUUCCAAGGAGAAGCUUGAGAAGCUUAUUUCUGAAGGUACUCUGCACCACGACGUUAUACGUUUUCAUUACUAUGUUCAGUACCAUCUAUAUAUGCAAUUAUCAGAGGCAGCUGCAUAUGCAAGAAAGAAAAAGGUUAUCCUGAAAGGUGAUUUACCUAUCGGCGUUGAUAGGAAUAGUGUGGAUACUUGGGUAUACCCGACUUUGUUCCGCAUGAAUACUGCUACCGGAGCACCUCCUGAUUAUUUUGACAAGAAUGGACAAAAUUGGGGUUUCCCUACAUAUAACUGGGAGGAGAUGUCAAAGGAUAAUUAUGGGUGGUGGCGAGCUCGUCUGACACAGAUGGCAAAGUACUUCACAGCAUACAGGAUAGACCACAUAUUGGGUUUCUUUAGGAUAUGGGAGCUUCCAGAUCAUGCUGCAACAGGUUUAGUUGGGAAAUUUAGACCUUCGAUUCCUCUUAGUCAGGAGGAGCUUCUAAGUGAAGGCCUAUGGGAUUUUGAUCGAAUGAGCCGACCAUACAUUCGACAGGAAUUUCUGGAGGAGAAGUUUGGAUCCUUUUGGACAGUCAUUGCAGCCAACUUUCUAACUGAGUAUCAGAAGCAGUGUUAUGAGUUUAAAGAAGAUUGCAACACAGAGAAAAAGAUUAUUGCGAAGAUUAAAACAAGUCCUGAAAAGUCACUAUGGUUAGAGAAAGAAGACAGUAUCCGCCGUGGUCUUUUUGAUUUUAUACAGAAUAUUGUCCUUAUCAGAGAUCCAGAGGACCCCACAAAAUUUUAUCCCCGUUUCAACCUGGAAGAUACUUCAAGUUUUAGGGACCUAGAUGAACACAGCAAAAAUGUCCUCAGAAGACUGUACUAUGACUAUUAUUUUGCUCGCCAAGAAAAUCUCUGGCGUCAAAAUGCACUGAAGACUCUGCCUGUCCUGUUGAAUUCUUCGGAUAUGUUGGCGUGUGGAGAAGACCUUGGUCUUAUCCCUGCUUGUGUUCACCCUGUUAUGCAAGAACUUGGGUUGAUUGGAUUGCGUAUCCAAAGAAUGCCCAGUGAACCAAACUUGGAAUUUGGUAUUCCUUCUCAGUACAGCUAUAUGACGGUUUGUGCUCCCUCAUGUCAUGAUUGCUCUACUUUACGUGCUUGGUGGGAAGAAGAUGAAGAAAGAAGAAGUCGUUUCUACAAAACUGUAGUUGGCAGCGAUGAAGAACCCCCAUCUCGCUGCACCCCAGAAGUAGUGCAUUUUAUUGUUCAGCAGCAUUUUGAUGCUCCAUCAAUGUGGGCAAUCUUUCCACUUCAGGACCUUCUCGCACUGAAAGACAAGUACACCACAAGACCAGCACCAGAGGAAACAAUCAAUGACCCAACUAACCCAAAGCACUACUGGAGAUUCCGUGUCCAUGUGACGUUGGAGUCUCUGUUGGAUGACAAAGACAUCCAAGCAACCAUCAAGGACCUUGUCACAAGUAGCGGGAGGUCCUUCCCUGGAAAGGUGGGAGGUGCCGACGAAAGCGGAGAGAAGCUAUCUAAGGUGCAGUUGAACGGUAAAGCUUAGGAAAGGAUCGCAAGAACAGCUGAAUGCGACCACGAUUACAAGUAAAUAGAAUAAGUGACACAUUGCAUUACCAUGUUGGUUGGUUGGGCUUAUGUUGUUUCAGCUAGAAAUUUCUUACUCUCAAGUUCUUUCAACACUGGAGAUAAGAAGUGUCACCCAUCAAGUCAGCAAGUGAAAUAGUUAAUCUCUUGUCAGUUUCCAUUCAUAUCAUUGUUCUUAUGAUUUCUUAUUGGUUCAUUUCUGAUUCAGCCUGAUUAUUCAAGCCUUGAAA